Molecule: messenger RNA, 2705 nt
Organism: Silurus meridionalis
Lineage: Eukaryota; Metazoa; Chordata; Actinopteri; Siluriformes; Siluridae
Gene: slc22a31
Product: solute carrier family 22 member 31
Exons: 9
Coding region: 699-2531 (610 amino acids)
Biological process (GO): transmembrane transport
Molecular function (GO): transmembrane transporter activity
Source: RefSeq, a predicted model, not a curated record
CAGUGGGUGGCGCUACUAAACCAAAAUACAUACUGAAUGAAAUUGUCUUCCAAAACACAGGUUUGGACAUUUUUUACUAAAGCCCAGGAUUUAAUAUCACACAGGCAACAAGCUGUGUGUUCUGACACCUUCUAUCAGCGCAAACAUGAACUUCAUCAGCAGUUUGUACUACAGUAAAAUCUUCUGUUAGAUCACACACAGGAUGUGGCCUUCACUCCUCACACCUCAAGUGAGCCCUGAGAAUUCAUGACCCUGCCGCAGGUUUCUCCUCCUCCCAACACAUCACCUUUAGCAUCACCUUCACAUCCCACCAUUUUACACCUGCCAUUGUUAUGACGCCUCCACGAUGUGGGUUUAAUGUUAGAGGCACAGUGAAGUUCUUCCUUUCUUUGCUUGUUAGAAAGCAGGGUUCAGAGAACAGGGUCAGCCAUGAUACAGCGCUCCUGGAGCAUGGAGGGAUGAGGGCCUUGCUCAAGGGACCUUCUAGUGAGUAGCCCAGAGCUUAAACCAUGAAGCUCCUACUUGUGGUGAUCAGUGUGUAUUCUCAUGUCCAGCCUCAGGAGAUCCCUACAUAAGUCGCUCAAAAAAAACUGGGUGGAGUGUGUGUGGAGGAGUGUUUGGUGGAGUGUGUGUGGAGGAGUGUGUAGGACGCGGCGUUUCCCACUGACACACUCUCUCUGGUUUCUUUUAUUUCAACGAUGGAGUUUGAAGCGAAGGUUUUGCCGCAGAUUGGAGGAUUCGGCCGCUAUAACCGACUGGUUGCGCUCUUCAGCUGGUUUCCGCACUUCGCCGUGGCUCUGAGUCUUUUCUCCGAUGUUUUCUUCACGCUCGUCCCGGAGUCGUACCACUGCCGAGCGGAUCCGGAGCUUCUGCCCUCCGCCUUCCUCCUCAGAAACUUCUCCCGACAACUUUACCUCAACUUCACCGUCCCGUGGAUUAACGGCUCCGGACCGAGUCACUGUGAUCUCUACAAGUACCCGAGGAACUGGACCAACUUCACGGUGAGGGAGUCCAGGGAGCUGGUGCCGUGUACCAGGGGCUGGUGGUACGGAAACGCCGCAGGGCUUCAGAGCAACUUCGUCACUGAGUGGAACCUGGUUUGCAAGGACUACUGGAGGAUUCCACUGCAGCACGUCUGCUUCAUGACCGGCUGGAUCCUGGGAUACGUCCUGCUCGGGACUCUGUGUGACUGGUUCGGACGACGCCAGACUCUUCUGAUCUCUGUGUCCUUCUCAGGCCUUUUUGGAGUCUCUGUGUGUUUCUCCAACAGCUCCGUGGUGUUCCAGCUUCUCCGCCUGGGCCAAGGCGCCGCACUCGCUGGUGUCUUCCUCUCCUCCUACAUCAGCCGUCUGGAGGUGUGUGAUCCUCCUCACAGGCUCAUGGUGUCCAUGGUGAGCGGUUUCUUCUCCGUGAUUGCUGAGCUCAUGCUCCCGGGCCUGGCUGUGCUGUGCAGUGAGUGGUCUGUGCUUCAGGCUGUGGCUACAGUUCCUCUACUGCUGUUGCUGUCUUACUGGUGCUGGCCCUCUGUGUUUCCCGAGUCUCCACGCUGGCUUCUGGCCACAUCUCAGAUUCCUCAGGCCAAGAGAUGCCUACAGCUGUUCUCCACCCGGAACGGAGUGUGUAUGAGGGAUGAGAUCUACCCAGCCGAGACUCUUCUGACGGAGAUAGACGUGGCGUUCCCAGAAGACCCCCAACCAAAGUACCACCACAUCUUCGAACUCUGGCACACCAGAGUUAUCUGGAGGAACUGUCUCAUCCUGACAUUCACCCUUUUCCUAAGCACAGGGAUACAGUACUGUUUCACUCGGAACCUCCACAGCUAUUCUACUCACUUCUACUUCGUCUAUUUCCUGCGAGCUCUGACAGGAGCCGUGGCCUGCGGUCUCCUGUGCGUGUCUGCUGACCGGCUGGGCCGGAGAGGAAUUUUGCUGCUAGCUGCAAUCAUCACAGGCCUAUCAUCACUGCUUCUGCUGGCCCUCACGCAAUUCCUGCAUGGAGGACUGGUGCUGGUGCUGUCGUUCGUGGGACUUCUCUCCUCUCAGGCUCUGGCGAUGCUCAGUGUUUUCUUCGCCAGUGAAGUCAUGCCGACUGUUGUGCGGGGCGGCACUCUGGGUCUGGUGAUGGCUGCUGGCAGCGUGGGCACCGCCGCCUCAUCCCUGAUGGAGCUGCAGAACAACGGGGGCUACUUCCUGCACCACGUGGUGUUCGCCUCGUUCGCCGUGCUCUCUGUGCUCUGCAUCAUGCUCCUUCCUGAGAGCAAGCGCAAAGCCCUGGCCGACUCCCUGAGAGACGGAGAGAGUCUGCGCCGACCUCCUCUCUUCCUCUCCAGGAGAGAGAGGGAUGAUCUCCCACUGCUCCGCUGCCACCAUCCAACUUCUCAGUACGACCCGGAGAACUACUCACGCCUGCUCAGCACCACCAGGAAGAUGCUCUCGCAGGACACCGUGCCGUACAGGAUCACGGUGGAGUCUCAGCCGCCGCUGCUGCAGAGUAACGGAACUUCUCAGGAAGAUCACAAUGUCUCCUCAUAGCAGACGGAUACAGUCUUCACACUGGUGACUGUUGGGUUUUAAAGUGCAACAAAUUAAUCUAGAGUUUUGCUUUUUCCAACUGCAGGAGGUGGAGCUACUCAUGGCCAGGAUAGACUUGGUGUGUGAAGCUACAUAUAAAUAUAUUGUUACUAUUAAAUAAAUUAUUUUAUGAUA